This is a messenger RNA of Rhagoletis pomonella (apple maggot), 1783 nucleotides long. RefSeq lists its product as uncharacterized. The record is from RefSeq and is a predicted model, not a curated record. The transcript has 4 exons. Gene Ontology annotation, molecular function: protein dimerization activity. Lineage: Eukaryota; Metazoa; Arthropoda; Insecta; Diptera; Tephritidae. The coding region runs from base 426 to 1718 and encodes 430 amino acids.
UGCAAAAAAAAAUUUAGUGAUGCGAUUGAGAUACGGCUGCAUAGAACGAAGUGUACAAAUAUUAUAAAAAAUGUGUUGGCUCCGCACUUUUUUGAAGAAUUAAGGACGGACAUCGGCGAUUCCAAGUUUAGUUUGUUACUGGACAAAUCCACUGACAUUAGUGUAACAAAACUUCUCGGUAAGUCGGUAAAACAUUAUUGUGCUAGUUGAAAAUUCUAAUCUAAAUUUUCUUCUAUGUAUGUUUAGGCAUUGUCAUCAUCUACUUCAGUAAAACGCAUAACCGAAUUAUAUCUACGUUUCUAUCACUAGCAGAACUGGAAAAUGCAGAUUCUGGUGGUAUAGUGGACUGUCUGAAAAAAGAAUUAAAAAAGCUUAAACUAAAUAUUAAUAAACUUAUCGGAAUUGGUACAGACAACGCCAACGUCAUGGUUGGUCGCAACAAAAGUGUCUACACGGAAUUAAAGCGAGAAAUUCCAUCUCUAACUUUGGUCAAAUGUGUCUGCCAUUCUAUCCAGUUGGCAAUUAAUCAUGCUUCUAAAGAGUGCCUUCCUCACGGCCUUGAAUUUCUAAUUUAUGAGACUUACAACUGGUUCAGUAAAAGUUCCAGUCGCAGAUUACAAUACAAACAGAUUUUUCAGAUAAUCAACGAUGAAAAUGCGCCGUUAAAAAUUCCAAGAGUUAGCGACACACGAUGGCUUUCAAUUGAAGGGACCGUAUCGCGAAUACUACAGCAGUGGCUGGAGUUGAAGACACAUUUUGGUAUUACUAGCAAUUCUGAAAAAUGUCAUAAAGCAGAAAUUCUGUACGAAAUGUAUAAAGAUGAACGAAAUUAUCUCUACCUUCUGUUUUUGAAACCAAUACUUGCCGAGUUACUUGCUCUUAAUAAUAGCUUUCAAAGUAACAAUACUGACCCGACGAAAUUACUUAAAGACUUUGCAGUUGUAAUUAAUUCUUUAAAAAGUAAAAUCAUUAGCCCAGAUAAUGAUGUAGAUGUAAUCUCGAUUGAUUUUGAGCAAUAUAUCAAUAAAAGUUGCUAUUUGGGAUAUAACUUCGAAAAGAAAAUAUUAGAGAUGAAAUCCUCCUCUGGGCUAACCGAGGAAUCAGAAAAAUAUAUAAGAACAAUAUGUACAAAUUUUGUAGUAGUGCUUAUCAACCAACUAAAACAAAGGUUACCAGAUAAUUUCGAUACGAUUAAAAAAGUUAAUAUGUUUUCAGUGGGCAAUGUUUUACGUGCAUCGCAUGAGGAGAUAGAAGAUGUUUUAAAACAUUUUAAUUACAGUGACGAUAUGAUAGAAAAAAUUAUAAUUCAGUAUAAUAGAAUUAAUUUUGUAAAAUGGAAUAAUAUAAGCAAUACAAUGCAAUUUUGGGCAGAAGUUCAAACUUAUACGGAUGCAGGUGGUAACAAAUUGUUUCCCGAUUUGGCGGAAUUUGCACUUCAUUUACUUUCACUGCCUUGGUCUAAUGCAGACGUGGAACGAUUAUUCAGUCAGCUAAACUUGGUGAAAACAAAGCUACGCAACAGUAUACACUUAAUUACUAUAAAUGCUAUAUUAAGUAUAAGAUACGGUCUUAAAAGGCAUAAUAAGUGCUGCACAGACUAUGAAAUUCCAAGAAGUUAUUUAAAGAUGAUUGGAACAAAUAAGGCAUACGAAAACGAGAGUAUCGAUUAUAAUAAUCAGUCCGAUGAUAAUUUAUAUAAAAUUAUAAAUGAGUUGUAACCUGCCUAACUUUUGUGAAAACUGAAAGUUUAGUUAAAAAAUAACGUUCGACUGAAAUUUUCAUA